AUGUCGGCAGAAGAGCUUCAAAUCACAACCAAAGCCUUGUACGACUUCCACGGAGCUAUGAAGAACCUUGAGACGCAUUUGGAGCUCAACAGACGUGAUAAAGACCGGAUCAAAUCACUCCAACACCUCAAGCCAAUAGUAGCACGAUCAUACGAGUCCUUGCAAGUAAUUGAGGACUACAUGGCUGGUUCCCGGUCGAGAAAGGUUUUUGGUGGUGUCAGGUUUGACAAAAAGCUCAAACUUUCACUCAAGUAUUUGGACGACGCCGGCAAGAUUUUCAAUGUCGCAAUUCUCAUAAAUACUGAAAACAUCCAAUUAGAAGUCGACGCGCAUCUUCGGACAAUUGGUGACGAUGUCAAGGAGGUUCAGCAAGCUCAAAGUAGCAGUUCCCAAAAUGACGCAUAUCUCAGUGUCAGGGCGUGGCUCGGUGCGAAGGCCGCCAGCGAUAGAAACCGCCAGAUUCAUGACAACAACCUAUCAUUACGAUACAAUUGUAGCGGCGAAUGGCUAUUCAGCCAUGCCGCUUUCCAACAUUGGCUUACCACCAAGGAUCAUAGAACGAAGCCGAAGUUCUGGCUUCGAGGCUCGCCUGGGGCUGGCAAGUCGUUGCUUUGCUCUACAGCGAUAGAACAUGUCCGCCAGAAGCAAGACGGAAUAUGCUUGUACUACUUCUACAGCUUUGAUGACAAUUCUGAAGUUGGUGACGGUUCUGAAACUGACCCGGAUAGCAACGUGAAGGUAGUCAAAGUGAAGGCAGUCGCACUUCUUGUCGAUCAGCUAUUCCGGCACAUAUGUCGACAGGACCAAGGAGUGGCCAACUACGUGUAUGACUAUAUCAAAACGGAGGAAAUGACAAUCAAGACACUUGAAGAGGUCGUUAGACUGAUUCUCAGAGACGGAUAUCGAUACGCGCAGGGGACAGGAAACCCCUUGAACACAGAGCCAAUCAUCCUUUACGUCUUCAUCGAUGGAUUGGACGGAGAAAAGCACUCAAGAACAGCUGCUGACAUUUUGAAGUUAUUCGACAGUGCUGGACAAAGUCAUGUGGCUGUGCAAAAGUAUUGGGUCAGCAGUCGAGACACCACCAUGCUGGAUCAACACCUGGAGACAUGCCCAGCCAUUGUUAUAGACAAACACGCGGAAACUGACAUCCAGGACUUCCUGACGCAGAGUGUACGAAAGUUCGACAAGAACGCUGACAGGGGGCAAGAGGUGGUGGGCGAGCCACUGGACGAUUGGGUAUUACGACAAUUGAAGCGGAACUCACAGGGCAACUUUCUUUAUGCAAAGCUCAUGGUGGAAGGGCUCAAGAAGAUGUUCAACAUCGACGACGUAGUGACCUUCAUCAAAUCAGGAGUUCCUAAUGACUUCGAAAACAUCUACAGACGCAUAUUCGGCCAAUAUCAAGAGCAUGAGCAUAAAUACAUCAGCCUACUCUUUUCAUUCAUUGGCUUCGCCAGGCGGCCACUACAUCUGCAUGAACUUGAGGAAGCCAUGACAUUGGCACUAUCAGAUCCUGGCAAGGGCCUUGAUCCUCGAAAGGCCCCCUUCAGUUUGCAACAGUGGUUUGGACCUUUGAUACAAAUUCAGCAUGACCCAAACGGGAUGAGCAAUCCUCUUUGCCGCCUCUGCCACUCUACCGUUCUUGAUUUUCUCCUUGAAAAUCCUGAGGUGCUUCGUGCUGGAACUUCUAGUCAAACCUCCUUUGAUUAUGGUAUCUCUGCUUCAAGAGUAGGAGAUAUCUGCCUACGCUAUCUCUCACUCGAAAGAUACUCGACACCCUUGGAAUUGCCGGUAGAGGAAUGCCAUGCAUCACUAUCUGUCCUGUUUGAUGACGUCAAGAAGCAUGCUUUUUUGACGUAUAGCGCAAAAUAUUGGGAUCGACACAUGGAGGAUUUGGAGCCGACGCAGCAAAGACGAAAAGAGCUGCACGACUUCCUCAGGUCUUCCAACUUUCAGACUUUGCUCCAGGUCCAGAGCCUUUCCGUAUCGGCUCAUUUUACUCAAUUCAGAGUGUUUGGUGGCAGGUCCCCCUCCAGACCUAUGCAUCGAAGAGUGUUUCCGAGCUGGUUUGGAUGGGGACUGAAGGAUGAAGAUCUGGCAUACAUCGAAGAAGCAAUAAUUGUGCGUUUAGACUAUCGACAUUUCGUCAACGAAUGGGGAUACUUGCUGGACCGUGGCAUCUGCGAGAAUGCCAAUUCAGGAGAAUGUCGUUUUGAGCACUUUUUUGGAGAGGUCCACAGGUGUUUGACGGGUCUUCUGGGUCCUACACACUUCAUGGCCGGAAUGAAGGAGAGAUAUGCAAGCUUCAUGCUAACAACCGAGCCAUUCAAGUACCACAUGUCAGAGCAGCUUGUCAUUGCCGAUGCGCUGUCCGCGACAGCAUCUCAGUUCAUGAUUCUGUCCUCGCCCUCAGAGGGCUCAGAUCAAGUUUCUCUGGACAUGUGGGACCUCAAGCAACAAGGUGCUCCUCGUCCUGUUUCGACCAGCAUCGUUUCCCCUGCCGGGAUUGACUUGAAGUCAGAUGCGACGCGGUCUGUUGCGUUUUCCCAUGCUUUCACUCAGUUUUUGUUCGGAAACCGAGACAGGAGUGCCAGACUUAUCUCUGAGCAGCAAGCCGCGAACCCCAGUUAUGAACCUCUUUCAACAGACAUUGACUCGCGUGAUGGAAUAGUAGUCGUUGCAACUCGCAGUGUGCACAAACACACUCGAAAACAAGCGGCGACGAACAAGAGCAUCCCCGAAUCUACAAAGUCGUCGGGGGACUCGGAGUCUGAUUCGUCAGAAAACGAGAGCGAUGAUGAUUCGGACGAUGAAUAUCUCUCUAGCUCCACCGACGACAAUUCAGCCGAUGAAACAUGCAGCGAAGGGUCCACAGAUAUUGAUUCGGAUCAAUCUGAAAGCGAGAAGUCUGAGAGUGACUCGGAAGCUGAUGACCAGUAUUCUGAGUCGUCUGAAGAGGAUGAUGAAGCCAGCGAUGUUGAGUCAGAGAACGAGAACGACACAGCUAAACCCGACGAAUCGAAAAGAACCAGGAUAGUGCUUAAUUACGAGCAACCAGAAGAUAACCAACUGAAACUGGAUGAGGGCCUUCUAAAGAAGAAGGAUGAAAUUCGCCCGACAUAUCCAGGUAUGCCAGGUCACUUCAGGGAUUCGCAGGACCGAAUCACUGCUGGUGUCGUCGUAUAUAAUGUCAGUUCAGGCCAGGCUGUCCGCAUGUUUCGAUACGAGCAUGACGCUCCUGCGAUGCUUUACCACUCGCCCCCGGCGCUACAUCCGACAAAAUCCCUCCUCGUUUGGCCUUUAGGCGGUGGCGAAGUGUUAUUCGCCGAUUAUGAAGAGAGGACGUACUUCACCAGGGCCGCAGUGCCUACGACAAACGAUACGCGGCAUAUCUGUAUGAAGGUCCGUUUCUCGUCUUGCGGAGGACUUCUCCACAUCGCCAGCGUGGAGGGCCGCGUGCCGAGGACAAGAGCUGUGACUACAACAUCCGGAAAUAAGAAGUCGGAGAUCGUGCUGUCUCUGUUCUUGACCACCCACCGGCUCUCAUUGCGUAAGACCACGCGCAGCCCACCAAAGCUGGUUCAUAAGGUAAAGCUCACUCUCGGGCAUUUUACUGGCCUCUCGCUUGCGAAGCUGCCUUUCACCUUCACCUGGACACCUGAGCAUCUUCACUUCACUGUCAGCGGCACACAACUCAAUGUGUUUCGGAUCAAUCUUUUACGCCCUGCUGCUCCCUCCAUCCCCGUGGUUACUGUUCCCAGGCUCCCAAUAAUGCUUCCGAUAUCUGCGUCUGCUAGGCAAGUCUAUUACAUACCUCCAGACGCCGGAGAAGCUGGCGAAGGCUCAGAGGGGCGAGCUAUCAUCUUGAUGGGUAGCUACGGCGCCCGUAAAGAGCCUGUCCAACUGCGGCAUCGGUCAGUGUGGGCCACGCUUCGAGGUAUAGGUCACGUGCCCCACAAGGAACUGCCAGACUAUCCAUGCCCGGCCGUGGGAAUAUUUGUCAAGGAACAAAGUGAUCUGGGCGGCUGGGUCGCUCUAGACACGAGCGCAUACAAAGAUGACGACCUAGGCAUAGCGGCGACAGCUGGCGGUGGACAACGUCUUGGAGACGGAAAGUUGACAAGGAAGAUUGAGGUAUUCAAUUGGCGGGAUGAUAUUGACUUGGAAGGGAUUUGUGAUUGGUGUAAUACGCCGCUGUCAUUCAAGUCUGGAUAUGCGUAA
Colletotrichum siamense is the source of this 4224-nucleotide messenger RNA. RefSeq names its product Vegetative incompatibility protein HET-E-1. The coding region runs from base 1 to 4224 and encodes 1407 amino acids. The transcript is spliced from 7 exons. NCBI's taxonomy places the organism in Eukaryota, Fungi, Ascomycota, Sordariomycetes, Glomerellales, Glomerellaceae. The record is from RefSeq and is a predicted model, not a curated record.